AUGGCCCAGUUCUACAAGCUGAACCCAACCGUUCAGUCUGACUGUUACGCUUUCGCGCCUGGAGAGACCUACUGCCGCAGGACGAAUGCCGAGAUCCCCGUGUCCGAGGACGGUGGGUGUGGACUGCGCACAGGGAACAACGUCACCUGCAUCAACUCUGGAUUUGGAGACUGUUGUGGUGCUGAUAACCGUUGCGGUUCUACAGACGCUUCCUGUGCCAUCGGAAAUUGCCAGGAAGGAAACUGCCCAGGUCUUGGUUACAGUUUCAACGGGUCUUGCGGCAAAGACUUUGGCUUUCUGGAGUGCGGCGGGAAAUGGGGCAAGUGCUGCUCCAACGCAGGAAAGUGCGGCAGCACUGCAGCCGAGUGUGGUGCCGGCAAAUGCCAGUCCGGCGCAUGCGAUGGUUCAGCAGUAACGACAUCAAAAGCACCAGUCACCACCGCUACUGCGACGUCUACAAAGCCCGCACCCACGCCAUUCACCCCCAGCCCUGACGGAACAUGCGGCUACGACAACAAGUACAAGUGCACCGACACAAAGUACAACUAUGGCAACUGCUGCGGCGCUGCGGGCUACUGUGGUUUCUCGGACUGGAAUGCAGCAACCUCCAAGGCUGGUAUGCCGAGAAUGGACCCUGAUCCAGAAGGAGAUUCGAUCUUGCUGACCCGUCUCUACUCACAAUAUAGUCAGUCUGAGUACGGUCUUUGCGAUACAACGGUUCUCGUCAGCGGUGCCCCCAAGACUACGUCCACAUCUCCCGUUACCACGACGCAACCAACGACGACAAGCACUUCCAAGCCCGUAGCCGUCCAGAAGUCUGGCUCCUACGAGCUGGUAGGUUGCUGGAACAGGCCGCCUAACGCUCGUGCCCUCAGCAUUUCCUACACGGAUGACUUGAUGACGGUCGAAAAGUGCCUCGCCAAGGCCGCGGGCUACGCAUAUGCCGGUGUCGAAUUCGGCAAGGAGUGCUGGUACAGCAACACCGUCGACGGCGGUUACUCUGUCGACCUCUCCGCGUGCAACAUGCCGUGCCCCGGAGCCCCCGACAAGCAGCUCUGCGGUGCCGGUAACCGCAUGCUCAUGUACAAACUACCCGGAAACACGGUGCCUCAGCCCACCCAGCCGGCUCAGAUAGUCGUGGGCACCAGGGUCGCUAUCCGCUGGUACUAUGUCGAGUGCCGCACCGAUGGCAGCGCAAGCCGAUCAUUGACGGGCGCCCAAUACUCACAGGCCAACAUGACGUUGCACGAAUGUGCUAACCUCUGCCUUGGCUUUGACUACUUUGGAGCCGAGUUUGGGAAAGAAUGUUACUGCGGAGACACUUUCGCUGCUGGGUCCACCGUGUCAGCGAACGACUGCACCCUGACCUGCGUUGGGAAUCGGGAUCAGUACUGUGGUGCAGGCAACAGAAUGUCGGUAUACCAGAACAGAUAA
Messenger RNA from Verticillium alfalfae VaMs.102, 1434 nucleotides. RefSeq lists its product as hypothetical. Gene Ontology annotation, molecular function: chitin binding. Bases 1 to 1434 code for a protein of 477 amino acids. The transcript has 7 exons. Lineage: Eukaryota; Fungi; Ascomycota; Sordariomycetes; Glomerellales; Plectosphaerellaceae. The record is from RefSeq and is a predicted model, not a curated record.